Messenger RNA from Paramecium tetraurelia, 2196 nucleotides. RefSeq lists its product as uncharacterized. Gene Ontology annotation, molecular function: metal ion binding; mannose-ethanolamine phosphotransferase activity. The record is from RefSeq and is a predicted model, not a curated record. Gene Ontology annotation, biological process: GPI anchor biosynthetic process. NCBI's taxonomy places the organism in Eukaryota, Ciliophora, Oligohymenophorea, Peniculida, Parameciidae. Gene Ontology annotation, cellular component: endoplasmic reticulum membrane. The transcript has a single exon.
AUGUAUUCGUAAUUUAUUUUAAGUGUGAUAGGAUGCUUCUUAAUUAUCUUCUCAACAUUUUGGUUCAGGACUCCAAUUAGAGAUAUCAAUGAAAUUGUUGCAUUUCGAAAACCAAUAUAUGAUCAAGUAGUAUUGUUCUUUUUGGAUGCCACAGGUUAUCGAUACAUAAUGAAUGAAGGAAAGGAUCAUGAGAUAUUCUAAACGAUUACUUUAUUGAAGGGAUUGAGAGAGAUAUAUCCUCAACAUACCUUCCUUCAGAAAACUAAGGCUGUCCCACCUUCAACUGACUUUACUAUUUUGAGUAUAAUUAAUGGAAUCAAACAGAUGUAAAACAAUUUGGAUGUGAUAUUCAAGUCUUAUCCAGCACCUUACGAAGAUUCCCUACUCAGAAAACAAUUUAAAUCAGCUCUGUAUUCAAGUAAGAAACAAGACUGGCUGCGAAUGACUUCAGGAGAGUUCACUUAUAUUGAAAAUCCGUAGUUUUUUAAUUUAGAAAACAUCUAAAUAGCAGACCUCUCAUCCUAUUAAUUCUUUAAGUAAUCUUUCUCAUAAGCUCAGCCAGAUUACUAGUUGUAUGUGGUUCAUAUGAUGGGAUUCGAUGCGCUUGGACAUGCCCUACAAUAUUAAGAUUACGAUAAAGGUAUAUAAUUGUUAAGAAUGUUUAAUACUAUGUUGGAAGGGGUGGUUAAUAAUCUAAAGGAGAAUCAACUUUUGAUUGUGAUUGGUGAUCAUGAUCAAAGUAGGAGAGGAAAACAUUAUCAAUGUUCUUAAGAAUCAUUUGAAUGUGAAGGCUUUAUUUUUGCAUUCUCAUUCAAUGAACUUUUGUAAGAUGAUAAAAUCUAUGAAGUUUAUGAACCCACUGAUUUAUCAGCUACCAUUGCUUCCCUCUUAGGAUAUUAACCAACCAGUUAAAAUCUAGGAAAGAUAAUACCUUAAUUUUAUCCAAAUACAGCCAAUAGAACAGAAAUCUAAAAUGAUUAAGAAAUGAUCAAAAAUUAAGUGCUCAAAUAUCUGGAGACUCAAGGAUACAAAGUAUCAUCCACAUUCAUUGAAGAAUUAAAAAAAGUGCCUGCUGAUGAAGUAAUUACUCAUGUUUAAAGGAACUUAUAAAUUGGUGUUCCAAGAAAAGAAUCUUUUAUAAUUGGAUUAAUGUUAUUACUUUUUAGUAUAUACUCAAUUAGAAGUUUCUGGGGAUAUCAAGAAAUCAUGAUCAUUGUAUCAAGUGGAUUCUUUAAUGCUUAGAUUAUGAUCCUAGGAUUGUUGGUCUUAGUGAUCCUUAAGAAAGAAUAUAAUAUGAAAUAGCUUCUCAAAAUAGUGGCUUUCUUGGUGUUCAUUUAGCUUCAUGAUAUGGGUUAUAUCCCUGAGAUCCUCUUAUCAAUUGAAAUAUAAUUCUUACUCAUUUUAGCAAUCAAAUAUCAUACCUACAAUUGUUCAGGCUAAACCUUCACAAAGUGGAAAAUAUCUUUGUUAUUCUUAUUGGUAAUUUUGUCAUAACUUACAGUCUAUGUAUUUUUCCUAUUGGGUCAAAGUGAAUUCGAAUUCAAAAGGUUCCUCUUGUUUAUUCUGAUAUCUGUUAUCAUCUUACUUUGUGUUAUAGAUCCAAGAUUUUUCAAUCAAGGAAAAGUGAAGGCCUUAUACUUGACAAUACUCUUUAUAUUGUCUGAUGUUACUGUGAUAUUCUAGCUCAAUUACUCCAAGAGUUUUAUACAAUUUGCUUUAUAAUUUCUGUUAUUGCAAUUCACAGAUGUCGGAUAGAAUAUACUAAUAUCUAAGAUCAUUUAUAAUGCAAUUAAUCCCAUAAAAAUUGAUCAUUAAGUGUUCAAAGGUCAUUAAUAAGUAAAUAUGAACUCAAUGAUAAUACUCACCUAAGAGUUUGAUAUUGGACCAUCGUUAUUUUCUGUUUUUAUUGGUAGUUUUGGAUGCUAAAUUAUAGGAAUUGCCUCUUUGUUUUUUAAUAAACUUAAUUAAAAUAGACAUAAAAUAAUUGGAGCCUUGAUUAUUUCAUCCGUAUCUAAUCUACUUCUAGAUUCAUGGCGGAUCCUAAACUAUAAACAAUCAAUUGUCAACACGAAUGAAAUGAUUGAAGACUAGAUUGCAUUGUUAAACAGUUUUCCAUUAAAAUUAGUAGAAUUGAUCCUAUAUAACUUAACUUUUAUUAUAUUGGCAAGACAAUCCAGGAAAUAAAGAGAGAAAUGA